AAAGCAAAGACUCCCUCAUGACUAAUUCUUCUCAUAGCAAAACAAAAAUUCAAAAUCAUAAAACUCUAAAAUUUUAAUUUUAAAUUCUCUUCUUCUUCUUCUUCUUUUUCUUCUUCAAUGGCGACGGGAAAAAGCUACUACGCUCGGCCUAGCUACCGUUUCCUCGACACCAAUCAGUCGUACUUCGCCGCCACCGAUUCAGGACUCGAGUUCGACGAAUCCGAUCUUUACGCUUCUUCCGGUUCCGUCCACUCCGAUUCGCCUGAUUUUCGCCGGAAAAUCUCUGCAUCAGGCAGAUCCGCGAAAAAACCGUCAAAUCGGCCCUCCGCUUCCUCCACGGUAGCGGCGUCGUCGCUCCCGAUCAACGUCCCGGACUGGUCGAAGAUUCUCCGGGAGGAGCACCGCGAUAAUCGCCGUAGAGGCAUCGAGGAUGACGACGGCGAUUACGAAGACGGUGGUGAUUGGUUGGACGCAAGCGGCGGAAGGUUACCGCCGCACGAGUUUCUGGCGAGGACGAGAAUGGCGUCGUUCUCGGUUCAUGAAGGAGUUGGGAGGACUUUGAAAGGAAGAGAUCUGAGUAGGGUCAGAAAUGCAAUUUUUGAGAAAAUUGGGUUCCAGGAUUAAUAUUUGGAAAGUUUUCGAUGUUCCCCUUAUUUUUGGUUUCGAUCAUUUUCUAAAGUUAACUGUCAGAGAGAGAGAGAGCAUAUAAUAUUUCUAGGAAUGCCCUCGAUGUAUCGUCUAUUUCGAGAAUCUUACCCAUGUAAUUUUGUUAACUUUGAGACUGGAUUAUCACAUUUUGCGUAUGAGCGUAUGUGUAUCGAUUAUUUAUGUAAUAGAUUAUGUCUCUCGAAAGUGUUUUU
Molecule: messenger RNA, 860 nt
Organism: Eutrema salsugineum
Lineage: Eukaryota; Viridiplantae; Streptophyta; Magnoliopsida; Brassicales; Brassicaceae
Exons: 1
Coding region: 118-624 (168 amino acids)
Source: RefSeq, a predicted model, not a curated record